Pocillopora meandrina is the source of this 1390-nucleotide messenger RNA. NCBI's taxonomy places the organism in Eukaryota, Metazoa, Cnidaria, Anthozoa, Scleractinia, Pocilloporidae. The record is from the annotation of a GenBank genome assembly.
AUGGAGAAGGAUUUUUUGAAACUACAAGAAGCUCACGAAGGGCAACAGGCACUUCUGCAAAAGUUGCAGGUGAGCGGGAUAUGCUAUAACAAAUAGAUGUAUAAUUUUGUUAGUUCUUGUCGCAUUUGAAAAAUUAGUGCUGGUAAUCUGUGAACAUAACUUAAUUCGACGUACCGUAACCUAAUGGUGUCACCGUAACCUAAUGGUGUCACCGUAACCUAAUGGUGUCACCGUAACCUAAUGGUGUCACCGUAACCUAAUGGUGUCACCGUAACCUAAUGGUGUCACCGUAACCUAAUGGUGUCAACCCUAAAUAACGUGCAUUUUAAAGAAUGCUGUGUUCAUUCAUAGUCUAGAAUUGCCAUCGUGAUAACUUGCCGUACUUUUCUUGAUGAUAUAGUUUCCACGACCUGAAAAAGGGAUGGAAAAGACAUAUUAAAGAAAAAGUGCUAGAAUGUUGCUUGUAAACUUUGUAGUGUGGUGGAAUUUCUCCCAUUACCAUUGUCAAAAAGUUCUGUCGGUGCAAUUGUAGAGUCCAAUUUUCUUUUAAACUCCCACAACCACUCCUUUGCUCCACUCAUUAUUCUGGUAUUUAAUUCUACUUGUGUCACCGUCUUUUGCUCACACAUGUACAAACUCUAUGUUUGGGUUGAAAAAACUGAUCUCGAGUGUCUUCGCUGGCAGGGAAAGGUACAAAAGGCUCAGACGAUUCAAGAUACCUGCAAGAAACAAGAAAAGGUGAAAAACCAUCGAGCGAGUUUGUGAGACUGAGUUGUGAACCUUCCAGACAAAAGGCGACAGUUAAUGUUUAAAUACACAUCCUUUGUAGGUUAUUGUACAACUCGAGCAGCUUUUGGCCCAAAAGGGAAAGGGACCAUACAAUGGAGGUGAGUUACCUUUGAAACGCACCUGUAUAUCAAGAUGAAUUACAUUUGUUAUCAGUUUAUAAUAAAGAAACUUGUACGAGAAUGAUUAUAAAAAAAUACUUGUGUUACAAGGGCGAGUCCAGAGAGGCAAAGUUAUUAGUUUUCAGAGAAACUAUUCCGUUGCAACGAAAGGAGUCUCGGUUUCAACUAUGCACACAGAAUGAUUGUCUUCGGUUGGUAGCAUAAAGGGAAACUAAAUUGAUAGCCGUUGGAGCAGAAGAUCACAUGCGCUUAGUAUCUCAUCCACACCUACCACACCCUUAUACCCAACAUGAUGUUACUUAUAAGGCAAAUCAUAACUCGUCUUUAUUCGACGAUCAAGCUCAAAAUUUACCAUCUUUCUGCAUAUAUUUACCAACUAUAAUCUCCAACUAGUCUCUAUAGAAACUGGCGAGACUUACAGAAAACUCAGUGAAGAGAAUAUCAGACUACAGGCAGAGGUUUUGCAGUACAAGGUACUUAUA